Molecule: messenger RNA, 1705 nt
Organism: Osmia bicornis bicornis
Lineage: Eukaryota; Metazoa; Arthropoda; Insecta; Hymenoptera; Megachilidae
Product: serine/arginine-rich splicing factor 7-like
Exons: 4
Coding region: 371-991 (206 amino acids)
Biological process (GO): mRNA splicing, via spliceosome
Cellular component (GO): nuclear speck
Molecular function (GO): zinc ion binding; RNA binding
Source: RefSeq, a predicted model, not a curated record
GCAUGGGUUAAAAAACUUAACGUGGAGCGAUUUCAGUUCUACCAAUAGUAAUCGUUAUAAAUUUUAUUAGAUUUUUAAUUGAAAAUACUAACUUUCUUUUAAAUUAGGAACAGAAUGUUGCACAUAAAUAGUCUUCCAAUUAUUCUAUACAAUUACACAACUCAUUGAAAAUUGUUUACUUGAUUCUAUAUAUGUGUAUUUUUAAUCAACUAGAAACUGGACUUAAGAAUCUCUUCAGCAUUUUGGCGAAAUAUCUAAAUGCAAGAAAUUAAUGCACCUGACGCGCAACUUUUUUCCUCAGAAUGAAAGAUUAUAUUAAUAUUCUGUAAACAAUAUCGUUGUACGUUUAUGUUCAAUAAAUCAAACAACGAUGAAUAAGAUGCCACGAUAUCCAUCAGAUUGUAAAGUCUAUGUAGGAGAUUUAGGAAGUAGCGCAACAAAAGAAGAAUUAGAAGAUGCAUUUUCUUAUUAUGGAUCAUUAAGAAAUGUAUGGGUAGCCAGAAAUCCACCUGGAUUUGCUUUUGUUGAAUUUGAAGAUGCCAGAGAUGCAGAAGAUGCGAUAAGAGGACUGGACGGAAGAACUAUAUGUGGAAGACGAGCCCGUGUAGAACCAUCCAAUGGUAGAAGAUUAAGAGACAGAGGAUAUUUCAGAAGAGGUAUCGGAAGAUUAUUUCAUCCUGAAGACAGAUGUUAUGAAUGUGGCGAGAAAGGUCACUAUGCUAGAAAUUGUCAACGUCUUAGAAAUAUUCGUAAAAAGAGAUCUUACUCGAGGUCUUAUUCACGGUCAAAAUCACAAUCAAGAUCACGGUCUCGUUCACGUUCUCGUUCAAGAUCAAGAAGUAAGCAUUCAAGAUCUUCGUCCCGUAGCCGUUCUCAUAGUAGAAGCGACUAUGUCAAAGAAAAACGUCGUAAUAAACGGAAAUCUGAUUCCAAAGAUAAUAGUCCGCGCAGAAGUAGAUCUAAAUCUGUUUCUAGAUCUCGCAGCAAAUAAUAUGAAUUCAUGACUAUCAAAUGUAAUGCACAUCGCUUCUGAAACUAAUAUGAAUGAUACCGUCUACGAGGAUACGUUGCAUACGUAAGGAAUGUUUAAAUUACCAAGAAGCAAUACCUAUAUGUUACGUCGGAUCGUAGAGAGGUAAGGAAAAUCAGAAAGUGGGGUAAAGAGUGAAAAAAGAAAAGAAUACGUAGCGAUGUAUGUAAUUUCUUGUUCAUACGAUCUUUUGUAGCGAAUCGAGAAGCCUUGUAAGUUAUUUAAAAUAUCUUCAUACGUACGAACUACGUUUUAAAAAACUCAUACUUUUAUUUUUCAGUAUACGUUAUUUACCUCAACUAUUAAAAAAUUCAACAAACAGUAAUAUAACUUUUUAAUCUUGUUCUCUAUUUCUUAAUUAACAGUUUGCAUGAAAUUUGGUUCCAGUAUUUCGUUUAAUUUAUUUCAAACAGUGUGAAAUUAACUACACUUGAUUUUGAAUGUGACUUGUCAACCUUUUAAAGUAUAUUAUAAUUACCAUUUUUAUGGAAAGAUAAGUUGUAUCUAAAUGAUAGGUAAGGUUUUACUAUGUUUUACAAGGCAUGUGAGUGCAAUAAUUUAAAAAAUUAUUUAAACAUUAUAUUCUGCAUGUUAAGCGGGUAACAUUUUUUGUUUUAUAUUUUAAUACCGCUAAACUUUGUAUUAAAAAAAUGUAACAGAAAAAGGAUUUCUUUU